Messenger RNA from Penicillium cataractarum, 1233 nucleotides. RefSeq lists its product as uncharacterized. The coding region runs from base 1 to 1233 and encodes 410 amino acids. The transcript has a single exon. The record is from RefSeq and is a predicted model, not a curated record. Lineage: Eukaryota; Fungi; Ascomycota; Eurotiomycetes; Eurotiales; Aspergillaceae.
AUGGAAUCGGACUUACGGUCGACUCGCUGGGACGGAAGCCGGCUAUCGUCCUCGUCUUUCGCUAGACAAGGGUGGUCUCGACAGUCGCCGUCCUACGCGCCUACAUCAGGCGAUGCAGGCCCCUCCCACCAGGCAAGCUGGCACUUCUUCGAAGCCUUUGCCGAGAACGAGUCUUUCCGAGACCACCAUUCUUCGUCUCUACGUGAAGUACACGAAGACCUCCAACCCGGGUCCCGAACAGACCGCGCUGCUAAUCUACCAUCUGAGCGGCCGUCUACCGUACCAACGCAACCCGUUCUAGUCAGAGCGUAUUCUGGAAAUGCAGAGGAUGAACCGAGGAGCAAGCUGUCAUCCAUGUCUCCGCGCCGACUGUUCCCGUUCACCGGGUCGAGGAGUUCGGCUUCCCCCCGUCCAUCGGGUCCGCCGCUCCCGUCGGAUAAAGACUUCAGUAUUGAUAGUAUACUGCAAGCCAUCGAUCCCGAUAUCCGUGGAACAUUGGACUCAAUCGCCGAGAUCUGUGGACGCAGUAAACUAAGUCUUGCGAAUGAGUAUGGCAGUCAUAUCGCCCCGUUGGGCGAGAUUCGUGCUCCGCCAGGAGGUGGCCUGGUCCCGGUCGAAGAGGCAAGCUCGAGUGAUGAACGUCGUGCCGAUGAGGGUGUCGUUAUCUUUGAUGACGACCCUGGCAUGAUGGACACGGGACGUGAUAUGCAUCCGUUCUCUUUCUAUCGUUAUCUGGAGAACCUUCGGCAUGCUGCAUCUGCCUUGGAACGCAAUAGCAGUCCGACCUCGUUGAUGGCUACGCAGUCUACCACAGUGAAUGGAGCAAGUUUAGAAAGAGGCACACUGCCAGCGAUUCGCGAGUUUCCCUCAGGACCAAAGAACUCCAGCCGAGACCUGCUGGGGAAGCACAAGCCCUCUGGCGGUGCUGGCCAGCCCUCACAGGAUAUAGCCACCCCAGCUAUGGUCUCUGAAGUUCACUUUGAAGCACGAGCAGAUGAUCAAUACACUAUUGCAGAGCCACGGGUUACUACAGAUGCCACGGAUCUUAGUGGCACCCACGCAUCGGACAGUUGGAACACGUCCGAUGUGGUCCAAUUUCUCCUUGGCUGGCUGAAAUGGACAACCCGCGUUGUUGAGCCAGACUCGCGGCCUGCCUUGCAAUCAGCCGAGGACCGUCUACGGGCUAUGCUCGGGCGAGCAGGCGAUGAGCAUACUUCUUUGCCCAUGACCUAG